Messenger RNA from Hyaloscypha bicolor E, 2943 nucleotides. Its product is annotated as TPR-like protein. Gene Ontology annotation, molecular function: protein binding. Bases 319 to 2766 code for a protein of 815 amino acids. Lineage: Eukaryota; Fungi; Ascomycota; Leotiomycetes; Helotiales; Hyaloscyphaceae. The transcript is spliced from 4 exons. The record is from RefSeq and is a predicted model, not a curated record.
ACCAACUCAACUCCAAGAACCACAAUUACCGUUACGUCAACAAUAGUAAUCCAGGAUGCAAGCCGUGUCGAACCAGUCGGAAAAAGUACCGCAACAGUCGAGCGCCGUGCAGUUACCUUAACGGCAUUGGCCAAGUAUGCGUGUGCCGAGUUAUUUUCGGCUUGCAGCUGUCUUAGCCUUCAUCUAAGGGCUACAAAUACAUUACGCCCUGACUAUAGGCAGUUAUGGCACAGUGUCCCGCCCGUGAAGUUCACAAGAGGCUAAGGUGUGGAUUCCUCGCCCGAUUCUUUUGGUAAGGCUGCAGAAUGUGCUGGGAAAAUGCGCUAUCCCUUUCCGGGAAGAUAUGGUACUUUUGUCCAUGCCCAAUCGCUUAUGGGCUUCGACGACACAUCACCUCGCAAGCUCACAAGGGUGGAGACAGAGCAAACAGAGAGACUUAAAGCGAGUCCCGCUAUACGGCCGAUUCUAAACGACGAACCUCAUUUUCUCACGAUGAACCAUUCAACACCCUCAUUCCCGACAGCCUCAGCGAGCACCUUCCCAUUCGUUAACCAAAACAUAGCCAACCAAACAAAGGAUCGGCAUUGCGCGUUUGAAGCAAGCAACAGGCUCUACGAUUUCGACCCAAGAAGUCUUGGAGUACGCGAAGCGGCUCGACAGCGUUGGGAGGAGUUGAAACCUCUCAUUCAGCGCGUUUACGUAGAAGAAGACAGACCUUACCCAUAUCUCGCGAACCUUCUCUUGACCCAGCACGGAUUUGAGACUACAAAACGCCAGUUCUCGAGGAAGAUAGCCGAAUGGGGAUUUCGAAAGAACGUAUCGAGCUCUGAGCGACGAGGCAUCCUGCAAUCUCUUCCUGAUUGUAAUGUACCUUCAUCAUUGUAUCCCGGUGAUCCGAGACUGAAGCCCGAGAAAUUGAGGAGUUGGAGGAAGAGGUAUAGGGACGAUGUCGACGAACAGCCAUGUCAUUUUGUCCAACCUCAGUCGUCUGCCUUGGAUACGAGGGUGACUUCCCCAACUUCAGACCAACAAAUGAAUUCAGAGGGUCUUGAUGACGGUUCCAGCCCAAGGACUCUGCAAAGUUCACCAUCAGUCCAGUCACCCUCAAGUUCUGUUUCGGGGACUGCAACUCCGAGUGAAGAUUCAUGGUUAAUAAACUGGUCCUCUGUCGAAGUUCCUCAGUCUCCUGGUUUGUCACGGCUCUUUAUGGCUUUGAAGAUCGAAUGCGAGAAUCCCGUGCCAGCGUUGUCACUCGAACCCGGAUAUCUGCCCGAAGUGCCAAGAUGUAUAUCGGAACGCCAAAUCCAGGACCUUUUCAAUGACGACAAUAAGGUCAUCAAUUCCAGUGGCAAUAAUCUGUAUUCUUCCGGGCAAUGCAAACCUUCGCCGCCACUCCCGUUGGUACCGAUUAGCCACACGUCGCAGAUAGCAGAGCUUCAGGAUUUUGCAGCAGCUGUGUUUUUUGGGCACCCUGCAAGCCCACUCAAUGAGCUCUAUGUUUUCUCUGGUAGUCCCUCCAGUACCCCAGUUGAGGUUGAUCUUUCUCAUAGGACGGUCUGGGCUUCUCUCGCCUCACAGGAGAGCGACUUCAAAACGAAGUUCACAAAGCUACAACCGCUUUGCGGCAGAGGCGACCCCUCACUUGUUGCGGCUAUGGAGAGUCUUUCCCAAACUUACUACGACCGUAGGAAAUAUGCUGAAGCUGAGGUGCUAGACAGAAAACUUAAAAAACUGUAUUCGAAAGAGCUGGGAAGCGAGAAUCUGAGAACUCUGGAUGCAACCCAAUGUCUUGUCGAUUCUCUCGUCGCACAAGGGAAGUUUUACGAAGCACGCUCUUUGAAUCGCAGUUUGUUUUCUGCACUCAUCCGAAUUGGCCAUCUGGGUACCCCACGGAUUGCCCACAUGCUAACUAAUAAUGCCUUGAUUGCGGAAGAGCUCGGCCGCAUCGAUGAGGCCGAGAGUAUUCUCCGACAGGUUCUCCAACUCUGGCUUACUUACUGCGGCCCACGAGAUAAGAGGUCGCUCCAUGCGAUGACACAGUUAGGAUACCUUCUCGCGCUGACGAAAGGCCCAGGAGGAGACAUGUUGCUGAGGACUGCAGUUCAUCUUCAUCUCGAGGGAUCUGACGCUACUGACGAGGAAGCUUGCAGAGCAAUGACGAACCUCUCGGCAGCAUUCUGGGUCCAAGAUACGCACAUGGAAGGCUGCCAAUUAGCCCAGAAGGCAUUAGAGAAAUUUCACCGCGUGUUAGGGGACGAACACCCGGACAUCCUGGGAACUCAGGUAGCCUUAGCUCGGAACAUGACAAAGGGAGGCGAUUUAUCAGGCAGUGAGAAGCUUUUCAGAGAAAUCAUUGCUACUGAGUCAGACAUCAGUGGCAGUACAGAGCCUCAGGGCUUAGCGAACAGCAAAUGCGGACUUGCCCGGGUGUUGAUGUUGAGGGAAUGUUACGAUGAAGCUAUCAAGUGGUAUUGGGAGGUCCUUCGGGAUAGAUCAGUCGCCUAUGGCUGGGGCUAUCCAUACACUCUCAGAGUCUGCUAUGAUCUUGGCGAGUGCUAUCAGGUGUGCCAACGGGUCGGAGACGCUAUCAACUUGUACCGGGACGUGGUUCGUAGACUAUGGAUGACGGACGGUUCUGGCAACGCUUGUCGUCCGGAUAUCGAUGACAUGGAGUCGUGUAUCAAUGUGCUAGAGGAUUCGAUUUCAGAAAGCAAGGAAAUGGAGGCAAAUGCACCUUUGACGAGUAGAGAAGAUUCCAAGUACUAACUUGGUGGGAUAUAGGAUGGGUUUCCCGGCUUGGGUUCGGUUAAUACCGCGAGGUCUUAGUUAUGUCUAAGGGCAUAGCAACCAACUCUAGCUUUUAAUACUAGAUAAUCAAAGCCAGUAUUUGUCUUAAUUAGGAGCGUUCGGGAGGACCAAUUACUAAGUAUUUAAUUACGGCUC